CCGCGCGUGACGGACGUGUGAUGGCCGAGUAGAACUAACCAAAUGAGGACUCCGCGGAACCUGAAUUCGCGAGCGUACACCAAAAAGAUUUUACCAGCUAGUUAUUGUUGACUGUGUUUGAAUACCUCCAACUUCUAGGUAUAAGAUUCUCUUGGACUGUAUCCUGUUUGUGCCUAAUGCGCGGAAAUGUCGCGUUGCCGCGUGUGCGAUGGCGCCGGGUGAGCGCGCGGCUCGGCUAGGCGCCCAUGCGCGCCUGGCUCGUGGUGUGUGCGGCGCUGGCACUCGCGCCGUGCCGAGCGACCGCCGCGCGCCCGCCGCAGGACGCCGCGCGCCUCGAGCGCAUCAAGUCGCACAUACUCGCCAAGCUGGGUCUUACGUCGCGGCCGACGCCGCAGGGCGCGCCGCCCCACGACGUGGUGCGCCAAAUCCUGGCUCGCGCCGCUGAUCCUCAGCCCCGGGUGCAUCCGGACACGCACCACGACAACGAGCACGCUAUGAGGGAAAUCAUAGCGAUAGCACAUAGAGGUAUUUCCAGCUCCGUUCCUACCUUCCCACUCCGCUCCUCUCCACAUAAGCACACGACACCGUCCUCGACCGCGAGGACGUUGACCCUAACCACACUAUUUUAUGCACAGAAUAAUAAUGAGACAUAUUUUUUCUAAACUGUGGCUCAUUGUUUAAUUUUUUUCUUUUUUCAAAUUGCUAAGUUUAUAGUAAGGUACAGUUAAUUUUAAACUUUAGCAAUUACUACACGUUAACUAUUUCAAUGGUGUAGUUACAAAAUACUAAAUGGUUUUCUAAGAUCCUCCAAAACGCACACAUUUCAUUUGUAAUUUUGUCCGAAAUUACAAGCCGAGUCGCAAAAAGACUAAUUUAAAUUUGUCAUAAUUAAAUUAUUGGUUUGUAUUUUUUAUUAUAUUUAUGUAUCUGAAACAAAACAUAUAUGUAAGUAAGUUCACGAAAA
Molecule: messenger RNA, 964 nt
Organism: Achroia grisella
Lineage: Eukaryota; Metazoa; Arthropoda; Insecta; Lepidoptera; Pyralidae
Exons: 3
Coding region: 246-662 (138 amino acids)
Source: RefSeq, a predicted model, not a curated record